This is a messenger RNA of Schistosoma turkestanicum, 1740 nucleotides long. The record is from the annotation of a GenBank genome assembly. Lineage: Eukaryota; Metazoa; Platyhelminthes; Trematoda; Strigeidida; Schistosomatidae.
AUGAAUUUAGAACUUUUAGAAGCGUUUCACCAAAAUUAUCCAGAAGCUGCAGAUGGUUACUUAGAACGAAUUAAGAAAGAUGAUGGAAGCAAAGAUGCUGGCUGUGCCACUUAUGCAAUCACAUUGCAGUUCAAUAGAGUUGGAAGUCUCUUAGCUAUUGGAUGCAAUGAUGGGAGAAUAGAAAUUUGGGAUCAUGUCACAAGGCGUAUCUCCAAAGUCUUGGUAGCACAUGCACACCCAGUUUGUUCCUUAAGUUGGAGUAGAGACAGCAAAAAACUUCUAAGCGCUUCUACCGACAAUACAAUUUCUAUUUGGAACGUACUAUCCAGUGCUUGUGAGCAAACAUUUCAAUUUCCUUGUCCCGUGAUGAAGGUUCAAUUCAAUGCAAGGAAACCAGAUCAACUACUUGUUUGUCCGAUGCGACAUGCCCCAGUAGUUAUCAGUGUUCCAAGUGGUGUUCCAACUAUCAUACAACCUGAAGAUGAAAAUGAUCUUAGUAUUGUUGCUUCAUAUGAUCGUCGUGGUCGUUAUAUUUAUACUGGAAAUUCAAAAGGCAAAGUAUGUAUAUAUGAAACGAACGAUUUCCAAUUGAUCAGUUCAUUUAAAUCCUCUACUUCAGCAGCAAAUGCUGCUAUUAAAUCAAUAGAAUUUGCUAGACGUGGAGAAUAUUUCCUAUUGAAUUGUGCUGAUCGAGUAAUCCGAGUGUAUAAUUGUGAAGAUGCAUUGAAUGCAAAUGUUACAGAUCCGGAACCGAUAAAAAAGUUGAAAGAUCUUGUAACUGGGAGUCAUUGGAGAAAAUGUUGUUUUUCUGGUGAUGGUGAAUAUAUUUGUGCUGGUUCAAUGAAACAACAUUCAAUUUAUUUAUGGGAACGUACAAGUGGAACUUUAGUGAAAAUUUUACAUGGACAAAAAGGUGAAACAUUAUUAGAUGUUGUAUGGCAUCCAUUAAGACCAAUUAUUGUUUCAAUAUCAAAUUCUGUUACAAAAGAACAAGUAUCUAUAUGGGCACAAACACAAGUGCAAAAUUGGUCAGCUUUUGCACCAGACUUUAAAGAACUUGACGAGAAUGUGGAAUAUGAAGAGCGAGAGUCCGAGUUCGAUAUUGAAGAUGAAGAUAAAAUGAUUGAAGAAAAUAAGAAUAACGAUGAAGAAGAGGAUGUUGAGAUUGAUAUUGAAACUAUGGAACCGGUACAAGCUUUAUUAAGCAGUGAUGAAGAUGGAGAAUGUGAAGAUAUUCUAAUGUAUUUAUCAAUUUCACCAGAAGUUGAUAAUCCUGAUGAUUUAUCCGGUGGUGAAGAAUCUGUCAGUACACAAAAUUCUGAACGACCUACAACAACAACAACCAGUACAACUACAACAACUGGUUUGCAAAAUAGAAAACGUCCUGAUUCUCCAUCAAUUCAAUCGACUGGUCCAUUAUCGAAACAUUCAAAAUCAUUAGAUCCAAAUCAAUCUGUAUCAACACCUCCGACAGUUUCAAUUCAUUUACCCGGUGCACAAACUGACGAGGUUCAUCCAUUGAUUAGUAGUCGUAAAUCAUCAGUGAGUAAAUCCAUCUCCAGCGCUAAUCAUCAUCAUCAUCAUCAUCAUUCUCAUCAUCAACAACAUGAUUCAUCAUCUAUUAAAUUGCAUUCAAGUCAAUCAUUAUUGAAUAAUAAUAAUAAUUCCACAACCUAUGGAUUGAAUAAUUCACGUAAAAAUAAUACACGUCAACGUGAUCGUGUAAAAUCAAGAAAAUAA